AUGUCCUCGGCGUCAGCUCCGCGUACGAGCCAACGCUCAACCAAGGGUGUGCCACCAUUGAGAUAUGGACACGAGGAGCCCGAACUCGCCGUGGCUGCGGAUAAAAGGAGCUCGGUGUCCGCUGUCCCGUCCAGGGCCAGUAGCGGUUCCCAGCUCAAGGUCGAACUGAAAGCUACAGAGCUGGAAGCGGCGGAGGAGCUCGCCACCAUGGAGUUAGAUGUAAAGAAAAGGGAGAUUGAACUCCGCAAGGACAUUUGGGCCAAAAAGUUGGCGUUAGAGGAAGCAAUAAAAACGGAGCAGCUGUCCCAGAGGAGUUCCCCGAGGCGGCGAGGGCAUGGCUUGACUGCGGAGGCACUUGCCAAGUUUGACGAUGCCUUGCAAAGAUGUGGCAACACUCGUGUCGUCCCGGCCGCAAAGUGCGUAUCAUUGAGUCGUGUGGACCAGGGUCGUGUUGUCAAGCCACCAGUGCAAGCUGGUGCCGAAACCCGGGGAUAUGAUAGCCUGACUGAACAUACAGCAGCAGUGGAUGGCGCGCGGAACAUGGACUGGAGAAUGUUCGCCGCAAGGCAGUCAGCUGGCACGUCUGAGGCCUCCGACGAUUCCGCAGUGUCAUUCAGUCAGGCUCAGCAGCCAAGGCCAAUCUGGCACUCAGCUGUGCGGCAUCCAGGAGCUGCAGUGCAGCACACAAUGGCAGUGCAGCACGGAAAGCGAGCCGUGCACCAUCACCACGCUUCAGUGCACCAACCAGUAGCAGCUGCCUCGUACCUAGUGCGGCAGCAACCAGUGCUCAAUCAGCUACCUGUAACCGUUGCGGGUGCACUGAGCAUGCCUCAGCCGCAGCCGCCACCACAACAGUCACAACCGCAGCAGACGUACAGACCACAGCCUCGUCGAAUCGUCGAACAUCAGACGCUCCCACCCGACAUGGCCCGCGUGCAAAAAUGGGCAGACGGCAUACCAGACGGUUGGCGCCAGGGCAUUCGCCAGGCACAAAUAAAACCGUUGGAGCUGCCAAAGUUUAAUGGGGAAGAGAGCAGCUACAUGAAGUGGCAGCAGCGUUUUUUGCGUCUGGUGGACGAGGACCCAUAUGUGUCCGACCACUACAAGAUGGCUCGUCUUCGCGAAGCAGUGGCCGGUGGAGCAGCAGAAGAUCUGAUAGCGGACUUGCUGGACGGCGAGGGUGCGUACCAGUCCGCAAUGGCUGAGCUGGAUGCGUGGUAUGGUGGCAGCCAGCGCGAGCUCGAGCGCCAGCAGAAAGAGCUGUAUGCACUGCCACGCAUUCAGCACGACAAAGACACCACCGCUCUGCAGACGCUCGCCAUCAAGCUCCGCAACGUGCUGCUAAACAUGCAGGCGGGCCACAUCAUGCCGGGAAGAGAGAUGUACGUAACGGUUACACAGAAACUGCCCCGCAACCUUCUGCUGCGCUACAUUGAGCGUUAUGACGACGCCACUGGUAACGUGGAUGACCUGUCCAGAUGGCUGCUGGAUAGAGUGCAUCGUAUGCGCCAGGUCGAUGCUCGCAUUGGGGACGUCUUGACGGUCAAAAAGCCGGAGAAAGCGGCUACAGGGCGUACGCAAGGCCACCACACCAUGGCCACCAUUCCAGCAGCUAGCAGCAGAACAACGUCGGCCUCGGCACCAGAGCCACGAACAACGGUGUGCCCGGUGUGCCAGGGGCAUCAUGCCCUUGCUGUAUGUGCUGAGCUGCGCAAGAUGUCGGUGCGCGAGAGGUGGGGAGCGGUCAAGCCCCUGUACAGCGUUUGUACGAAUUGCCUACAGACAGGGCAUCGUUCAAAUGACUGCUCUGCUAAGCCAUGUGAUGCGUGUGGACGAAAACAUAACAGUUUGUUACAUGUUUGGAAAUCGGACAAGCCACACAUUAAUAUCUCUACUACUGACGCCAAGGCCAGACACACAGCGGUCAGCAGUUCGACACAGGCAGCCAGGCAGCACACAGCAUCGCCAACAGCCAGCGUGCCGUCAGCAGGUGCGGCACUGCACAUCCUGCAAGAGCCAGCUGCGACUCUACGCGCGUCCGGUGGAAUGGCGUUCAUGACCGUGUCUGCCACACUAGUCAACAAGGACCGCCAGAUGCAGGUGACCGCCCUGCUCGACUCAGCGUCAUCAACGAGUUACGUCACCGAGUCUGUGGCCCAGGAGCUUGGACUUACGGGUCCUCAAGAGUCAUUGCAGACCACAGUACUCGGAGGGAAGACAGUUAGUGGCACCCGACCGCACAUCAAUGUCGGUGUCCAGACUCAAGACGGCAGACUGGCCCAGUUUAGUGCGUGGGUGCUGCCAGCUGUAACGCCAAUGAGUACGGUGGACUGGGCCCAGAACAGCGGCACGUGGGCAGGAAACAUCGAAUUCCAGCCGUUGCCGUCUCCCACAGUGGGCAUUCUGAUCGGUCUGAAUGCAGCAGAGCUGCACACGUCACUGGAGGAGCGCAGCGGCCACUCAGAGAGCGGACUGAUUGCCCGGCGCACACCACUCGGUUGGGUGUGUUUCGGCCCCUUGGGGAACAACAGUACUGCACUGCAACAUACCUGCAUCGCCCUGUGCACUGAGGCUGGCGUACAAGAAGAAAGUAAGCUCGAUGAGAUCGUUCACAAGUUCUGGGAGACAGAAAAGGUGGGCACGGAAGCGGCAGCAUCCAAUGUCGAGACGCCAUCGCCAGCUGAUCGCCAGGCCGAGUUACACACCAACAACACUGUGCGGUAUGAAGACGGGCGCUACACGAUGUCCAUUCCAUGGGCGAGCAGCCAGUCACAGCCUCAGCUGACCUCCAACCGCAUCAUGGCCGAGCAGCGGUUGAGGUCCUUGGAGAAAGCACUGGACAAGCGACCAGCAGUGAAGAAGCAGUAUCACGAGGUCAUGAACAGUCAUAUUGAGAAAGGCUACGUCAGCAUGGUACCUACUGAGCAAGCUGACGGAGAGGACCAAUGGUAUCUGCCGCACUUUCCGGUGGUACGCGACGAUAAGAGUACCACGAAAGUCAGAAUUGUCUUUGACGCAGCGGCAGAGUGCAACGGUGUCUCGAUUAACGACGAGAUGUUGACCGGUCCAGCGCUGCAAAACGACGUAUCCUCUGUGCUGCUGCGCUUUUGUAUGGAGCCAGUUGCUCUGGUAGCGGACAUCGCUGAAAUGUUCCCGCAAGUCGUUCUCGCAGAAAGUGACAGGAAAUACCAUCGUUUCCUGUGGAGGGUGGAUGGAGAAGUCUGUGUGUUUGAGUGGAACCGGCUAGUGUUCGGCAUAAAGGCAUCCCCCUACCUGGCAGGCAAGGCGGUCAAGAAGACCCUGGAACACUUUGGUGAUGGGUACUCUGCAGCAGCGGUGGAAGCCAUCGACAAGUCCACGUAUGUGGACGACCUGCUGAGCUCGGCUGCAUCCGACGAAGCUGCGUGCAACACCCAGCAGCAAACGCAGUGUCUCCUAGCGCAGGGUGGGUUCCACUUGCGGAAGUGGUUAUCGAACAGUGCAGCCGUCAUGGAGUCCAUCCCAGAGGCCGACCGUGCCAAGGAAGCGGUGUUAAACUUGGGUGAGCGAGAUGCUCACAGCUGCCUAACAACAGUGAAGACACUCGGCGUCAGCUGGCAUUCACAGUCCGACACGUUCACCUUCCGCUACCAGCAGACCAAGCAGAGCCCAACGAAGCGUUCAGUGCUGAGCGGGCUGUCGACUGUGUUCGACCCGAGAGGCCAGAUCGCGCCAUUCACUAUCCGGGCACGCAUCCUUUUCCAGGACUUGUGUCUACUUGGUGUUGGCUGGGAUGAGCGACUCCCUAGCGCAGAGACGAAGAAAUGGCAAGCCUGGUUCGGUGAGCUGCCAGGUCUCUCAGGAGUUCAGGCUCCACGCAGCUUCAAGGCACCAGGUGCACCAGAGAGCCAGCUGUCGGUUCACACCUUUGUUGACGCAUCUGAUCGAGCUAUUGCCGCGUCAGCAUACGUGCGUGCAGUGGACACUACCGGCAACGUCAGAGUAACUCUGGCAAUGGCCAAGGCAAAGCCAGCUCCAAUCCGUCGACAGAGCAUCCCUCAACUUGAGCUACGUGGUGCGGUACUCGGUAUCCGCGUGAGCCAGCACCUGGAGCAAGCCAUCGGGAUACCUAUUAGCCAGCACACAUUCUGGACAGACUCUAUGAAUGUGCUUGGCUGGAUCCGCAACCACAGCAGGCGGUACAAGGUUGACAUCGGCAACAGAGUAUCACUCAUCCAGGAAGUGACCAGCGUCAAGCAGUGGCACCACAUCAGCGGCAAGAAUAACCCAGCUGACAAAGCGACGCGUGGCCUACUAGCAGAGGACUUGGCCAAUGACACGUUGUGGUGGAACGGUCCUGCCUUCCUCUCCAGCGCACCAGAGGAUGACUGGCCCAAGCUUCCAGACUCUGUUCCGACAGCCGAAUUACCUGGCCAGUUGAAGCGGAUGAUUGAGGCCACACUAGUCACGGUACCAGCAGAGGACGAGCAGCAAACUAGCCGACUCAACCCGGUCAACUUUAGCAGCUGGCUACGACUUGUGCGGGUCACCGCAUGGUGCAAACGUUUUGCGGACAACUGCCGACACCGCCAGGCUCAGCCAGCAGACCCUACAGCGCAGCAGUCAUCCAGCGCUACAUCCAGCAUCAGUGUCGCACGCGAUGGCAGCCGUCCGACUCGCAAGGCCUUGAAGCGAAGGCACGCCCUGCCAGCAGUAGAAGUGCCCGAGCUCUCAGUGAGCGAAGUUCGCAAUGCUGAAUUCCACUGGUUUGCCAACGCUCAGCAGGACUCUUACAGUGACGUCAUCAAGGCCCAGCGCAGCGGUCAACCAUUGCCCAAGGCGCAUGCACUUAGCCAUCUGAUGCCAGAGUGGGAUGGAGACGCGAAGCCAGGGCUUCUCCGCAUGAACGGGCGCCUGAAAACCGCUCAUCAUUUGCCCAGUGGAGCCCGGCGACCCAUCAUCCUGCCAGGCAAGCACCCUGUUACGGCUCUACGUAUUGCGCAUGAGGAUGUGAAGUGCAAGCAUGUGGCUGGAAAGAACCACUUACUGGCAAACCUCAACGGCGAGUUCUGGGUGGUUGGUGGUCUCGGCGCUGUCAAGGCUCACCGACGUUCCUGCCCUGGCUGCAAGUUACAGUGGGCCAAGCCAGCUGAGCAGUUGAUGGCGCCGUUGCCAAGCUUCAGAACAGCAGAACCUGUACGUGCGUUUCACCGAGCGGGCGUGGAUUUCGCAGGGCCAUUCCUGACGAAGCAAGGUCGUGGCAGGGUCAAGACCAAGCGCUAUCUGUGCGUCUUCACCUGCCUCCAGUCAAGAGCAGUGCACCUGGAGAUGGCAUACUCCCUCGACACUGAUGGUUUCCUGCUGGCUCUGAGUAGAUUUGUGAAGCGACGCGGUCGACCGGCUCUGAUUGUGUCGGACAACGGCACAAAUUUCGUAGCUGCGGAAAAGGAGUUGCGGGAUGCAGUCGAGCAGCUGAAUUCCGGCAGAGUGAGCGCCGCACUCGCAUCGGAGCACAUCGAGUGGCGUUUCAACCCCCCACAGGCGCCCCAUCAUGGGGGCGUGUUUGAGUCGAUGGUGAAGUGCGCCAAGCGUGCGUUGCGUGGAAUCCUGGAGCACGGAGACUGCACAGACGAGGAGCUGAGUACGGCGUUCAUAGUUGUGGAAGCAUUCCUCAACACCAGGCCGCUCACGACGAUAAGCUCAGAUCCGAGUGACCUCACCCCACUCACGCCACAGCAUUUCCUCACCAGCCAUGCCGACCUGUCGCUGGCACUUGAGGAACUGGCUGAUCAAGCUGAUCGCGUGAAUCCAAGACAUCGCUGGAAAGCAGUUCAGCGACUGAGUAAGGACGUCUGGGACAGGUGGCUGAAGGAGCUCGUCCCAGCGCUCAACCUGCGUCAACGAUGGCGCAAUCUGCACCGCAAUGUACGUGUUGGUGAAGUAGUGCUAUUCUUGGAACCUGGCACUCCAAGAGGGAAGUGGCCGCUCGCAAGAAUACUGCAAGUGUACCCAGGCAAAGAUGGCAACGUACGGGUGGUCGACAUUCUCGUCCGCGGCAAGACCUACCGCCGACCAAUCAAUGUGCUCGUCCCACUGGAGGUGGAUUCUGAGUAAGCCACCAGUACUGUGCUCGUUCUGCAAGAGGUGGAUUCUGAGUAUGCUGUGUUAGUGUUAGUAUUGUGCUCGUUCUGCAAGACGUGGAUUCUGAGUAUGCUGUGUUCGUAUGAGCUCGUUCCGCAAGAGGUGGAUUCUGAGUAAGUUAUGUUAUCUCUAUUGCCUCACUCAAUCACUGUUCGUGAGGGAGGGUGGUGAUGUACAGAACUAUCACAUGUCACAUGUUGCACGUUGAUACUAUUAGUGUAUUGUAGUUACGAUUUGUGUACAGAACUGUCACAUGCUGCAAGGAGGGAGUGUGCGAGAUUUACGAGUGUGAU
Molecule: messenger RNA, 6413 nt
Organism: Sycon ciliatum
Lineage: Eukaryota; Metazoa; Porifera; Calcarea; Leucosolenida; Sycettidae
Exons: 2
Coding region: 1-6093 (2030 amino acids)
Biological process (GO): DNA integration
Molecular function (GO): zinc ion binding; nucleic acid binding
Source: RefSeq, a predicted model, not a curated record